Molecule: messenger RNA, 4623 nt
Organism: Paramecium tetraurelia
Lineage: Eukaryota; Ciliophora; Oligohymenophorea; Peniculida; Parameciidae
Exons: 4
Biological process (GO): transmembrane transport
Cellular component (GO): membrane
Molecular function (GO): ABC-type transporter activity; ATP hydrolysis activity; ATP binding
Source: RefSeq, a predicted model, not a curated record
AUGAUUAAUACUUCUCCUGACAAAUAGAGCAAAAGAUACAAGCCCAUAUAGUCUCGCUACAUCGAGCAGGUUCGGCCUGAUGAAUCUCUUUCCUCUAAUACUGACAUAGAUUAAAAUGAUUAGUAGAUCAGACAAAGUAGCCAUAAGACUUUGCCGAAGAAGGGAUCCAUCAGAAUCCGCAACCUCGACAUUGAUAGUGAUAUCAUAAAAGAGGAUAUAAGUGAAGAAAACAAGAGUGAUCAAGAAUCCGAUGUGGGUUACACAUAAAAUCGAAACAUACAAGUGGCAUUCACUCCCAACAAUGAGGAGGAGGCUCAGAAUCCGUUCAAAACUCCAGGACAUCAGUAUUCUGACAGUCUGUGGAAAGUAAAUAUUGUUGGAAACCAUCAUUUCGAUCUUUAGUAAAAUGGCACUCCAAAAGAGUCGAAAGAUCAUGAUUCUCUUAAGGCUGAAAUUACUAUAAAGUCGUAUAAAAACCUGAACAGUGCUAAUAGUUUGUAUUCUCCAUAGAAAGGGUCACAAAUGCUGAUCCAAUCAGAGGACACUGUUUACUAGAAUUUUAAUGCGUUUUAAAGACUUGUUCUUUUGCAUGUCUUCAGUUUUAUGAGAGAAAUGAAACGAUUGUUAUCGACUUCAGUUCAGAAGAUUAAUUUUUAUCAUCUCCCAAAAUAGGCAGUAAAUGACUCUAUUUAAUUCAAUUUAAAAAUCCUGUAUCAGCAAAUCAAAACUAAUGAAUAAUCAAAUUUGUCAACUCUCACUCUCUUCAAACUAUUCUUUUGGCGAAUCAACAAGCUGGUGACACUCCUUGUGAUAUUUCUGGCUAUGACUGAAACAUACUCAAGAUUUGUGAUGGCCAUUCUUACCGAGACUUUGAUUUCAGCAGUUGAAAACUAAAACAUCGGAGACGCUUACAUCCAAGCAUGUGCCCUUGCUUUAUUGUCAUUAGUAGCUUUGAUGAGCAAACAUUUUUAAUAGUAUUUGAUUCCUACUAAUUUUAGAUAUCUGAUCAGUAAUAUUGCGACAAAAAUGCGCAUGAUCCUCAUCAAUCUAAUUUACGACAGAGUCAUAGAAUUGCAUUCUUCUUAGAUCUCCGAACUGAACAUUGGCAAAAUUAUGAAUCUGGUCAGUAGUGAUUUCAAUGUAAUUGAGUAUCAGUUGAGCUACGUCUACCAAAUUGCAGUUAUUCCAGGCUCUUUGCUUCUAACUUCGAUCAUCUUAUGGUUAAGGUUCGAUGGUCCAAUAGGAUUAAUUGCAAUUCUCUUUUGUGGCAUUCUAUACCCAUUAUAAAUUUUGAUUCAAAAAGCUAAUAAGUCCAUAUUACUGAAGACCAGAAAACUCCAAGAUCAAAGAAUCUAAGUAUUUUCAAUCCAUCAUAUCAAGCAAACCAAUACCGUAAUUGAAGGCAUCAAAUACAUAAAAAUGUAUGUUUGGGAAUCUGUUUUCGAGAAAAAGAUCUACUAACUAAGAAGUAAGGAAUUUCUCUACUACCUCAAUAUCCACAUCUUGAACUUAAUCGAUAGAUCGUUUAAUUUCAGCGUGCACAUCUGGGGCUCCUUUUGCUUCAUUUUGUUUCUCUACUGCUAUGACAUCCCACUAAGUAUUUCCUCAAUCAUGGGCACAAUCCAACUCAUGUCCAUGAUCAAAUACUAUUGUAUCUUCCAAGUGUCCUAUGCCUUUUAAGCUUUGAUGAACUUCAGUGUCAUAUUCUAAAGAGUUUCAGAAAUUCUCAAAUAAUCAAAUAAUGCCCUCACCACUAUUGAUCUUUACAAUAAAACCACAUUUACAGCCUACGACCUUCAACAUCAGCCUAUUCAACUACUCCAAGAAAGAACAAGAGGAUUGAAUCGCAAGGGAAGUCUCAACCUCCAAUCUGCUACUCUACUGACAGUCUUUUAGUACUACGGCAGAUGGCAUAAGGAUGCAGUUCCCACAAUCAGUGGAAUCAAUUUGGACAUCAAAUCUGGGGAGAUAGUGGCUGUUAUAGGGAAGGUUGGAUCUGGGAAAUCCACCCUGCUUUCAGCCAUACUGUAAGAUGUCCCCUAUUAUGAAGGAAUGAUUAAUCAGUAAAGAAAGCUAAAAUUAGCAUAUGUGGAAUAAGACCCUUUCAUCUAUACUGGAUCGAUACGUGAAAACAUAGUAUUUGGAAAAGAUUAUGAUUACACCCUGUACUUAAAGGUAUUGGAAGUAAGUUGUCUCGACUAAGACAUCCUUGCAUUUAGGCAAGGUGACAAAACGGAAAUCGGGGAAAAAGGGGCCAACCUUUCUGGUGGUUAAAGAGCUAGAUUGAGUUUGGCCAGAGCCUUAUAUUCUAUGGCAGAUUUGUAUCUAUUUGAUGAUCCUUUGUCUGCUGUUGACUCGAAAGUGGCUGGCAAAAUCUUUGAUAAUGCCAUUAAGGAUUUCAUUUUCAAAUUUCAACCUAAUUAUAGACCCUCUUUAAUUAGAUCUCAUCAGGCCUUCAUCUCUUAGACUCCCUCUGUUAUUCUUGCUACUCAUUAGAUUUCAUUUGCAUUAGAAUGCGAUUAUGUAAUCAUAUUGGAUUAAGGCAAAAUAAUUCAUUAAGGGCCUAAAAGUAAAAUAAAGAAGCACAUUCUAGAAUAAUCAAAUAUUUAGACUAGUAAUAAAAGCUUAGAGAACCCACUAAAGAUUAGACAACUCAAAAUUAGAAGACCUAGCAGAUUAAUAAGUAAGGUGGUUAAUCAAAUGACAAAGACGAAUAAAGAAGAAACUCCUUCACUUUAUGUAGGCGAAGAUUAGAAUCAAUAAGAUGCUUCAUCAGCUACUUACAGAAGAUAUUUCAGUUAUUGGAAACCUUGUCUUUUGAUUGUCGUAAUUCUGUUGCAAAAUGUUGCCAGUGAAAUUAUUAAUAACUAUUAUUAUAAGGAAAUGGCAUCAUUUAGAUAGGAUUAAUAUUACAAUAAUGAUAUUGUUUUUAAGAAUGCCAGCAUCCUUGUGAUUGGUGCUUAUAUAAAUAAUGUGAUCAAAUAUUUUCUAAACAUUUUUGGUGUCCUUACAUCCAAUAACAUCAUACACAAUAAAAUGUUGAAACGAUUGAUACGAUCCCCCAUAGAAUAUUUUGAUAAAAAUCCUUCUGGAAGAUUGAUUAAUCGAUUUUCAACAGAUUUAUCUCUUGCCGACUCGUAAAUUUAAUAAACUAUUACUGACAUCUUUGAACAGGGUGCUUAAUUCCUUGUUUCUUUGAUAACCAUAGCAAUAUUGUAACCAUACUUUACAUUUCCUGCUAUUUUCACUGUGGCAAGCACAGUAGCAAUAUUCAGAGCAACUAGAAUUGUGAUUUCAUAACUCAAGAUCUGUGAUCUAAUAUCUAGAUCUCCACUCUUCGAUUAAUUCAAAAUAUCUGUUUAUGGCGUUACCUAGAUAAGAAUAAAUGAAAAUUAAUCAUGGAUCAAGGACAAAUUUCUAAAAUUGUCAAACCAAUCAAUGCAAGCCAAUUUAAUGUUUCUUUAUUCUUAAAGAUGCUUCGGAUUUUAUAUUGACUUGUUCGGUUAAUUCGCUAAUAUAGCAGGGAUAUUUCUAAUCAUAGCUAUGGUAGAUGAUCCAACCAUCUUUUCUUAAGCGUUACUUUUACUGUCUACUUUCAAUACUCAAGCAGGUACACUUCGACAAUUCAUGGCUUUCGACUCUAUGAUGAAUAGUAUAAAUAGAAUGUUCGAGAUCUGUGAUAUUGAAAUCGAAGAUUAAAGUAAGCAACAAUGUGAUUUGGAAGUUUAGAUUUGGCCUAGAUUAGGAACAAUUUAGUUUUAGAAUGUGGAAAUGUAAUACAGAAAGAACACUCCAUAUGUAUUGAAAGGCAUGAGUUUUAAUAUCAAAGAUAAGGAGAAGAUAGGCAUAGUAGGUAGAACUGGAUCUGGAAAGUCUUCCAUCAUUUAAAGUCUCUUUAGAUUGUCAGAAAUUGAAGAAGAAGGUCACAUUAAUAUCGAUGAUUAAGAUAUUAAAAAGAUUGAACUUAACAAGUUAAGACAAGAAAUAAGUAUCAUUCCUUAAGUACCAUUCAUAUUUAAAGGAACUUUAAGAGAAAAUCUAGAUCCUUUAAAAUAGUUUGACGACCAAAAGAUUUUAAACACUUUAGCAGAAACAGAAUUAGAAAGCUUUUUAUAAUUACUACCAGAUGGAUUAAAUCAUAACAUGGAUCCAGAUCUAUUUUCAAUAGGAUAAAAGCAACUCAUAUGUUUGAGUAGAGUAUUACUGAAUAAAAAAAAGAUUCUGGUUUUAGAUGAAGCUACUGCGAAUGUUGAUAUGAUUACAGAUUGUUUGAUUUAAUAAAUUAUCAAAGAUAAGUUUAAUGAUUGCACCAUCCUUACAAUUGCUCAUAGAUUAAAUACAAUUGCAGAUUAUGAUCGAGUUUUGGUUUUGGAAGAUGGAAAGGUUUUGGAAUAAGGACAUCCAUAUGAACUAUUAGUAUAGAAUCCAAAGAUUUCAACCUAUAUUAAUAGUGAUUCAACAUUUGCCAAAAUGGUUCUCUAAACUGGAAGCAAGAACAGUAGUUAGAUUUAUGGAAUUGCAAGAAAAUGUUAUCAAAGAACUCAUGAUAUUGGAAGCAGAAGCAACGGUAAUAGCAAAAUCUUUGAAGUAUCUCCCAGUAGUAUAAAUGAAUUUAACUUUUGA